UGAAGCAGUGUUUGAGUUAGUGUUGCUGUUAGUAGAUUCCGUCCUUGCCCUGGCGAACUGUUCGACGCCAUGCCGCCACGGAUAUUCUCGAGAGACAUGGAGGUCAACUUCAUCAACAUCUGCCACAUGGUGUUCGAGGUGAGCGGCGGACAAUCGCGGACUCGAGAUCAUAAGCUGCAAAUCGCGUGCACGCUAAUGAACGACAUGUGCAAGGAGAGAAAUUGGCCCAGACUCUCGCUGGUCAACUGCAGGCACAAGCUGGACUCGCUGAGGAAGAAGGCGAAGCACCUGUACGCCGCUAUGAGAAUUGGAAGCCAAUCAGGAAAAUGCGUCGUCGACCCUGAAGAAGUGAAGGAGGCGGUUUCAAAGUGGGACAACUUUGCUCUGUGGAACUCCUGCUUCUUGAACAGCCCACACCUCGGUGCAAGACUAGCGCUGAAUGGAGCCUCGCCACCGCCAGUUUCUUCGCCUCCUCCGUCUCCGCAGCAGCAUUCUGCUCCUUUGUUUACCAUUGACUUGGACCAGGAAUGUGCCCUGCCGGCGUUUUCUCAUUCAGCCGCCAGCUCAUCACAGUGUUCAACCUCGGCGUUACAUUCGGCGUCCGUGUCGCGAUCAGUCCUGGCACCGCGCUCUGCAUCCACCCUGGUCACACGGUCCGCUUCAACCGCGGCACAGCGCUCGGCUUCACCUGCCUUGCCACGGUCUGCUGCGCGAAGCUCUGCUUCAGCCUCGGUGACACAUCCUGCAACGACCGCCGUACUGUAUCCUGCUUCAACUCCUGCGCCGCUAUCUGCUUCAACCCCACGCUGUGGUUCAUGCUCAGAAACCCUGCCGUCUGCCUCAGCGUCAGUGUCCUAUUCAGCUCCAAGUCAGAGUCUCCUUGGACGCAGCAUGACCGGUCAUCUAGCUGAACUAGGACCUUUUGACGGCGCUGACGUGGACAAUGACCGUGACCAGGUUCAGAGCGUUUAUGAUGAGAACUAUGAUAACGAUGAUGAUGGCGGUGGAGACAGUGCAGCGGACAUGGUCCCCAUACCGACAAUGCAGUGCCCAACCGCACAGCAUCAAAGCUUCUCGCAGCCGAUCAACGAACAAGGAACAGUAACAGCAAACCAGACGACACCGGCGACAAGAUUCGAGCAGCAGAUUGUGCGAAGCACUCCGACAGAAGCCAACUUUGCUAUCCGUCAACUGGAACUUGAGUUCGAGGAGCGAAGAGGCCGGGAUCAGAGGAAAUGGACUGAAGAAAUGGAGCAGCGGCGUAGGGAACACGAGGCACGUUUGGAAAGAGAAAGAGAGGAUCGGCAAGAUAGACGACUGCAAGAACGAGAAGAGCGUGAAGAGAGAAGACGUAAAGCGAGAGAGGAUCGGGAAGAUAGAAGACUUCAAGAACGCGAGGAUCGUGAGGAUCGACGAGCAAGAGCACGCAUUGAGCACGAGUCUCAGCUGAGAAGACAGGAGGUGGAACACGGCGCUCAGAUCUCUCAGCGAUGUGGCAACGAGAGAGCGAAUGCGAGUGGUGAUGCUGGUAGCAGCUAGGUAUGUGUGUGUGGGUGGGUGCGCGCACACGCGUGUGUGCAUGUGUUCGCUCUCUCCCCUCUUCUGGGGAAGCCCACGUGACCAGUUUUGGCAGUGAGCAAGUACAAGCAAGUACAAGUGUGUGUAUGCAUGUGUGUGUGUGUGUGUGUGUGUGUGUGUGUGUGUGUGUGUGUGUGUGCGUGUGUGUUUUAAACGUUCUAUGAUACGUGCAGGAUUUGCCUUGAACGGUUGGUAUUAUGCAUGUGUGUAAGGGAAGUGUUUUUGUUCUUGUUAAGGUUGGUGUUUCUCUUAGAACUGCUCUGAGAUGUAGCUGGAGUGCCGGGUGGAAGGAUGUUUUUUUUUUGUGGUGCCAAAGUGAAGUUCACACGUUCACGUCACCGCAUGUUGUACAUUUGAGUUGAGAAACGCAACAAGCUUACUUAUGCAUGAUGUUUCGCUUGUGUAAGGUCACCACCUUGCAUGCUGUGCUUCUGUGUACGUAUGGGCAAGUUGUUGUUGCUGUUGACUUUUUUUCACUUCACCAAUUGCACAGGCAUGUUUGCCUUCUCACCGUCCCGUAGGUCGGGUUCUCACAGAAAGAUGAAGGAAAUUAUAUGAAAAAAUGUAUAGAAAUGGAACAAGUGAUGCCAGAUACAAUAUUGCAUGUGCUGUACAUAUCGGGCAUCAUUCACCCACUGCCGUACACAGAGAUUUCUAUGACUUGUGCACUUGCAUGUGCAGUCUUACAUGUGCAGUCUUCCGAUAUAACGAACACCAAUGCUCCCACUAUGCAUUUUUUUUUGUCUUUGCCUGUGAGCUGUGAUCAUUGUAAAAAAAUCAUGAUUGUGCAGGAGAAUUAGUUCUUUAUAGCCGAAGUUUGUUGUAACAGAAAUGCACUCACACUAUACAAGCAGCAAGUCAUGACUGGCAAGUGGCCCAUGACAGUAUGAGUGCACUUGGUAUACAUGCCGCCCAGGCCCCUACCAUAUUUGAUUCGUUAUAAUACCACCGAAGUCGCAA
Molecule: messenger RNA, 2538 nt
Organism: Sycon ciliatum
Lineage: Eukaryota; Metazoa; Porifera; Calcarea; Leucosolenida; Sycettidae
Product: protein split ends-like
Exons: 2
Coding region: 70-1539 (489 amino acids)
Source: RefSeq, a predicted model, not a curated record